AUGCAGCUAGACGCGAUUGAAGACGCAGAAUCUGGCAGCUCCAGCGACGAUGACUAUCUGCUGGAGCUGGCCGACGUGACAGAGUUCGAGGGCGUGCUGCCCAAGGACCACUACAGCUCGCCGUUCUACGUUGACGUUCCGGUGCCGCAGUCGCUCGGAGACCAUCGGCACCUGGGCGACGACACGCAGUCGUAUGUGCGCGAGUACCCGACGUCGAUCCUGGCAGAUCGGUUUGACAAGUGGCGGAAGCUGCUGAAGUCGCUGGUUGCAUAUCUCCGCGAGGUGGCAGCCGCGCAGGAGCAGCACGCGCGGAUCAAUGCACACCUGAAGUCCGCGGUGAAGUUCAGCUUCCUGGCCGACCUUGAGGAGGGCACCAAUAAAGUAGUCGAGCAGUUGAAGCGGCCCAGUAGCCCCUCACAAAGCGGCGCUGAGAGCGCGCAGGACAGCUACUUCCAGGUGCAGGAGGGGUGCAGUAAUGGGUUUUUGAGAUAUGGCUCGGGGUCGAUCCAGGACUUGCAAGUGUCGCUGAAAAAGUACCACAUGACUGUUUCCAACCAGCAACUCAAGGCUUCGCGCGAGCUGAACAAUGUCGUCAUUCCCAAGUUGGAAGAACUGCGCAGGAACCUCAGUUCGAAGAUCAAGGAAAUCAAAGAGCUGUCGAAUGACUUCAAGACCAACAUUCAUGAACAGGUAGCGCUGACGGGCCAGCUGCUGCAGAAGUACAUCGCUUCCGUUGACUUGCUUUCCACGGCGGAGGACAGCACGUCGAGUAAGAGCACCGGCCAACGGCUAAAGCCCAAGCAUGACCCCUACCUUUUGAAGUUGCAGCUGGACUUACAACUAAAGAGGCAACUGUUGGAGGAAAACUACUUGCAAGAGGCCUACAUUAACUUGCAAACCUCCGGUAUGGAACUCGAGAAGAUAGUCUACGGUCAGAUACAAACGGCACUUCAAAAGUUUGCUCACUAUAUGGACAUUGAGUCUUGCGCCGCGAUUAACGGAAUCUGCCAGGAACUGCGCCGUGGUAUCCUGUCCAAGCCGACCACCAUAGAGUGGGAUGAUUUUGUUGGCCUCCAUCCAACCUGUCUCUUGAACUGGAAGUCUUCUGAUCCGGUCCCCCCACCCAGGAGACUCUCUGACAUCCGGUAUCCGAAGAUGAAAUCGCCGAUGGCUAAAUGCAUCAGAGCAGGCUACUUAAUGAAGAAAUCGAAGUUGCUGAAGAAUUAUAACAAGGGCUAUUUUGUGCUGACUAGCAAUUAUCUACAUGAGUUCAAGUCAAGUGACUUCUUCAAAAUGGCGAACAACGGCGAGAAACCAUCAUUGAAGAAGAUCAACUUCGACCCUCUGGGUAGCAUUCCGCUGAACGAAUCUACAGUCACCGAAGCACUCCCACAAAAGUUUGUCUUGUGUAGCACAUGGGCUGGUAUCGAUUCUCAGGAAGCUGGUCUGAGCGCAACUUCGUCAGGCACCAGUUUUACAUCGAUGCAAGGGAGCAGGUCCUCUGUUUCCCUAGGUAAAUUGUUGAAAGGCGCAGCGAAGCCUGGCAAAGCUUUGACCUCAGCAAAAGCAUCAACAUCCGAGAUCACAAAGGGCCAUGUCUGGACUUUCAAGCCUAGUACCACCCAGUCUGAGAAGGAUUUCAAGAAAUGGUGCGGCGAGUUGAGGCAAUUGGCGGGCUUCAACUCGACCCUAGAGCGUUGUCGGUACAUCGAGGAGAAGAUCGUGAAGGCACAUUCGCGGGCCUCCUCCAAGGCAAGUCAGAGCAGCAUUGGCACGCCUCCAGAGGGUCCAGGCAGGGCGCAGAAACCACAAUUUAUUGAUAUCAAGGGAUUGAGCCCCAUUGGCUACAAUAUCGCCUCGCCCAUUAAUACGCCUGCUUUUGACGAUAAUGGCAAUUUAAUCAUGGCCGGCGACCGAAACAUGUCCCUUCUCACGCCUAGCGGGCUCUCGUUCCAAGGAGCACCAAGUUUAACGAAUACCAUAUCUUCGGAUGGCACAAGUUUGCAGUCUCGGAGCCCUACGCCAGUUGAUACAGCAGCAACAUUCACGGAGGGGAAUCUGAACGCUGUCCAACCUGGCGUCGGCCAAUCCGGCGGUGGUGGCUCCAUCUCCUCCCCAAGGAGUACGGAAUCCAUCAAUAACAGCGGUGGUUACUUUGCUAUCCCCGUAAAUCGCUCCCAACCGCAGCGUGAUAGUGUGCCGUCUUCCCAAAGCAGAGCAGACAGGGCUCCGCCAUCGGGCAGCGUACCCUUACUCCGCGUCACUAGCCAGUCGGGAAAUGUGGAGCAGCCAGGAAGGCCGAGUCUCUAUAAGCAGACUAGCAGUCCCUCUUUAACGUCAAUCAAAAGCAGACAGACACAGUUAGUACUGAAGCACAAGCGGAAUCUGUCCUUCCAGUCCCUGGCCGAGAUGGUAUCAAAGUAG
Messenger RNA from Eremothecium gossypii ATCC 10895, 2424 nucleotides. RefSeq names its product Ask10p (gene ASK10). NCBI's taxonomy places the organism in Eukaryota, Fungi, Ascomycota, Saccharomycetes, Saccharomycetales, Saccharomycetaceae. The record is from RefSeq and is marked provisional. The coding region runs from base 1 to 2424 and encodes 807 amino acids. The transcript has a single exon.